Aspergillus pseudoviridinutans is the source of this 1029-nucleotide messenger RNA. RefSeq lists its product as uncharacterized. The coding region runs from base 1 to 1029 and encodes 342 amino acids. Lineage: Eukaryota; Fungi; Ascomycota; Eurotiomycetes; Eurotiales; Aspergillaceae. The transcript has a single exon. The record is from RefSeq and is a predicted model, not a curated record. Gene Ontology annotation, molecular function: alpha-L-arabinofuranosidase activity. Gene Ontology annotation, biological process: arabinan metabolic process; pectin catabolic process; arabinose metabolic process.
AUGUUACUCAUACGAGCAAGCCUCGAGCGCGCCAGCGUACGUGCUCUAUGCAUUCUUGCCAUGGGCACCCUUGUGGCGGCCGGGCCCUGCGACUACUACGGCUGGGGUGGCACACCCUGUGUCGCAGCGCAUAGCACAACUCGCGCCCUAUAUGGUUCCUAUAACGGCCUACUCUACCAGGUGAUACGCGAGUCCGACUGGCAAAGCAAAAACAUCGGGACGCUUAAUGCUGGCGGUGCUGCUAAUGCCGCAGCCCAAGAUUCCUUCUGCUCUGGGACAACGUGUCUUAUUACCAUCAUUUACGACCAGUCUGGCAACGGAAAUCACCUUACUCAGGCUCCGCCUGGCGCUUUUUGGGGGCCAGCAUCUAAUGGCUACGACAACCUGGCCAUUGCAGAUAGCGCACCAGUUUUGAUGAACGGUCAGAAGGUAUACGGCGUCCAUAUUCAGCCUGGUAUGGGAUAUCGCAACAACGCCGCCAAAGGCACAGCUACAGGCGACCAGCCACAGGGUAUGUAUGCAAUCUUCGAUGGGACCACUUAUAACGAUCAAUGCUGCUUCGAUUACGGUAACGCCGAGACUAGCGGUACUGAUACUGGCGCCGGCCAUAUGGAAGCCAUCAAUUUCGGCAACUGUACCACCUGGGGCAGUGGCUCCGGCAGCGGCCCUUGGAUUAUGGCUGACCUUGAGAACGGCCUCUUCGGUGGCCCAAACUUUGGUUGGAAUGGCAAUAACCCGACUAUUUCCCACCGGUUCCUUACUGCGGUCGUUAAGGGGCAGUCAAACCAGUUCGCGGUCCGCGGCGGCGACGCAACGUCUGGUUCACUCUCGACCUUCUAUAGUGGCGUGCGCCCAAGUGGGUAUAACCCGAUGCACAAAGAGGGCGCCAUCAUUCUGGGCACUGGCGGCGACAAUAGUCAUGGUUCCCAAGGCACGUUCUACGAGGGCGUGAUGACGUCUGGCUAUCCGUCUGACUCCACUGAGGAUGCAGUGCAGGCCGACAUUGUGGCAGCCAAGUAUUCCACCUAG